AUGGCUGGUACUACUGGUAAAGGGUUUUACGUGGGUAUGGUGCUUGGGAUGGUGAUGAUGAGUUCCAUGGCGGCUUCAUGUGCUGCAAACUUCUUCCAAGACACAGAACUGACAUGGGGUGGUGAUCGUGGGAAGGUACUCAAUGGAGGCCAGCUUCUAACUCUUUCUCUGGAUAAAUUCUCUGGCUCUGGCUUCCAAUCCAAGAAGCAGUUCCUUUUUGGGAGGAUCGAUAUGGACAUCAAGCUUGUUUCUGGCAAUUCUGCUGGCACCGUUACCACUUUCUACUUGUCUUCAGAAGGACCAAAUCAUGACGAGAUUGACUUUGAGUUCUUGGGAAAUGUAAGUGGGGAUCCUUAUAUUCUUCAUACCAACGUCUUCGCUCAAGGCAAAGGCAACAGAGAGCAGCAAUUCUAUCUCUGGUUCGAUCCUACCAGAAACUUCCACAAAUACUCUAUUGUCUGGAAGCCACAACACAUUAUAUUCUUGGUAGAUAAUAUUCCCAUUAGGGUUUUUGAGAACGAGGAGUCUAAAGGCGUUCCCUUCCCUAAGGACCAAGCCAUGAGGAUGUAUUCGAGCCUCUGGAAUGCUGAUGACUGGGCCACCAGAGGUGGUUUGGUUAAAACAGAUUGGUCUAAGGCUCCUUUCACAGCUUAUUAUCGCAACUUCAAAGCCACAGAUCUCAUUUCUUCGUCUUCUUCCUCAGACUCGUUCUCUGAUUCUAAAGUGCAAAGCAAUGAGAUUGAUGCUAAUGGCAGAAGAAGACUGAGAUGGGCGCAGAAGUACUUCAUGAUCUAUGACUAUUGCACCGAUCUCAAACGAUUCCCUCAAGGCCUUCCUCCUGAAUGCAAACGUUCCCGCUUCUAAGUCUCUCACAUUUACUGCUUAAUUUGUUGAUGCUUUUUGUCAAUAUGUUUCGAUUUAAUAAUUAUUCUUUUUCAUGAAGCGAAAUAAAUUUAU
Neltuma alba is the source of this 957-nucleotide messenger RNA. Its product is annotated as xyloglucan endotransglucosylase/hydrolase 2-like. Gene Ontology annotation, molecular function: hydrolase activity, hydrolyzing O-glycosyl compounds; xyloglucan:xyloglucosyl transferase activity. Gene Ontology annotation, biological process: cell wall biogenesis; xyloglucan metabolic process. The record is from RefSeq and is a predicted model, not a curated record. The transcript is spliced from 3 exons. Lineage: Eukaryota; Viridiplantae; Streptophyta; Magnoliopsida; Fabales; Fabaceae. Bases 1 to 864 code for a protein of 287 amino acids. Gene Ontology annotation, cellular component: apoplast; cell wall.